Penicillium manginii is the source of this 1653-nucleotide messenger RNA. Its product is annotated as DUF3433 domain-containing protein. NCBI's taxonomy places the organism in Eukaryota, Fungi, Ascomycota, Eurotiomycetes, Eurotiales, Aspergillaceae. The record is from RefSeq and is a predicted model, not a curated record. The coding region runs from base 1 to 1653 and encodes 550 amino acids. The transcript has a single exon.
AUGAACACAACACAAUACAAUGCGUCCGAAGAUCGUUCCAUACUCGGCAUCGGCUCUUUCUUUUCUAAAUUUGUUCGCCCAAGUCGCUCCCACUCCUGUGAAGUCGACGAGAACGAUAGAGAGUGUUUUUCCAGUCAAAGUCAUAACAGCGAAUAUACCAUCUCUCAUUCAGACCCUCCCAGCUAUAAGAGUACCGAAGACGCAAAGAUGGCGAGCUGCCAGUGGAUGCCAUACACGUUCAGGCCCUACUUUAUUGGUCUUUUGAGUCUUGUCGCCCUCGGCCUCUGUCUGGUUACAUUUUUACUUUGGUGGAAGUCGUCAAAUAAUUAUGGACUCGGGCCGGAUAAUGGCUCCUCUUCUCUACUGCUUGGCUGGAGAUACAGUCCAACAAUGAUCGCCGUGAUCUAUAUUCAAUUGACCGCCAUGCUUUUUGACGACGUCAAGCGAACGGAACCCUAUGCUCGUCUAGCCCGAACUGAGGGGUCAAAGGCCUCAUCGAGUAUUCUUCAGACCCCCGGGCCAUGGUGGGUUGCGAUAUACGACGGAUUUGCCAAGAAGAGGAAUGGCAGGCGCAGCGAGGUCCUGAUAUUCGCAUCCUUAUUGAAUAUUCUGGGGAUCUUGGCGAUUUCGCCACUUUCAUCCGCCUAUCUAUAUUCUGAAGAUUUGGUCGUACCGCACAGCCAAGAGUUCUAUCGCCUUUCUCCUAUAACAGAAUCUCCACUUCCCAUCGGUGCAGAUCGCUCUACCCACUUUCGAGCAAUAUCCAACUUGCUGCAAAAUGUCUCAACAUCACCCUGGAUUACGAACAAUUAUACUAUCUUGCCAUUCUGGCCAACUACCCUACACGAUAGCCACCUAGACUCCUUGCCUUCCGAUUCAUCCCAGAAAUGGCAAGCAGAGACGACGAUGUUUAAAAGCGAGCUCAGUUGCACUAAAAUGAAGGUUGAUUCACAAGUUUCUGGAAAUUGGUCCUACAAUCCUAGGAUGGAGAAAGUUGAGUCUAUCGCUAUCGAUUGGUUAUCCUCAGAUGGGUGCAAAUAUGGUAUCAAAGCCAAGGAGGCCUUUUUCAAGACUGGUGGGUGCAGCUGGUCCAAUACAUCUGCAUUCUUCUAUGGUCAAGGUGCCAUAAUCCCUUCAGAAAAGUCAGCAUCUUCUACUUCCUCAAUUGAAUGCAAAAAUCGAGAAGUCAUCGUUGCAACAGAGCCGUGGACAGAUACGAGUGGCUCGUACGUGGCACAUCUUUGCGAAACGAGAUACUACAUGGCAAACAUAACGGCAACCGUUGCGUUAUCCGGAAUGGACCCGGAGAUAUCCUUCGAUGAGAGCGAGUUUCAACGUAAUAAAGCUCUUCUUCCAGAGACUCUUGUCAACACAACUGAUUUUCAAGAUCUGAUGUUGAAUGAAGAUUGGGCAAGUUACAUGGUUUCCAUCCUUCGGGCAGAUACUGCAAUGAUGGGAGGGGGCGCAGUCCUCCUUGGAGCCCUCUACUACUACAAUACAUCGAACUUGGUUCAUGACCCCGACUUGGUCCUAUCAGCAGGAAGCGCUAAGCAGAGGUACUUUGGUGAAGUAUUACAGGCAUCUCUUGACCAGGGAAAGCUUCGCAACAGGUUUCUCUGCAAGGCUCGAUCCAUUCCGUUCAGACCCGAGUAG